AUGGAACUCCCUGCUGCUACUGCAAGGCUUGUUUUGAAGAUGGAUGACUGGCCCAACCACUGUUUUCAAAGGCUAUCCUCCCACAAAGUAUCAUCCCUGUGGAUACCCGUGCCUUGCGCUGGCACUGUUACCACGACAUCCUGGGCCAUGGGCUACAACUCCCGAGCAGCGCAGUGCAGCCUAAACGCAGCCCAUCCACUCAAUCCCUUCAAAGAUGGAACAAAAGGCCAUCUAAGCAAGCCAUCGCGCUUGACUUUGAAGAUUCCCCUGCCCCACUCAACAGGCUUGACAUUGCAUCUGAAAGGGCUCAUGUAG
Molecule: messenger RNA, 315 nt
Organism: Durusdinium trenchii
Lineage: Eukaryota; Dinophyceae; Suessiales; Symbiodiniaceae
Source: the annotation of a GenBank genome assembly